CUUUUAAGGUUAAUACAUUGAAAUGACACAAAUAAGGACAGAGUGACAUUUACCCACAACACAUGAACAUCACUGAGGCUUAAGUAAACUAGAAACAUCACUGUAGCCUCGUUGUUAAAUAAUCAUAACAUUAAAAAAUACCACUUUUAGCUCAUUCCAUCAUUUCACAAAAAUAUAUAUUUUUAUAUUCCCUUCUAUAUAUCCACAAAUGUGACGUGCAGUAAUGAACUUAUUCCACAGUUAUCUUGUCUGGCGGAGACGCGCAGUGCGCGUUCGCGUGCCGGAGGAAGGGAGAGUUCUUCUUUCACUGCUCCAUCCGGGCACUUUCCGAAUUAGCAUUGACAACCGAAGCGCAACUUUUUCCUCAGGCAAAGUGAAAUCCAGCCGCGCACUCGGACAAAAUCUAGUCCCCCGUUUUCAACUCAAAGUUCCGCAAAUAGACCCCCGCGUUUGGGAUCGAUCGGAAACGCGUUCGCGGCGUCGUUUACGGAGCCGAUCUGCGCGAGCGUCGGCGUCUUUCGCUCGUCUUUUGGGCACUUUUGUUUAUACUGGCGUAAAGUGGGUGAUGAGUCUCGCGGCCAGUGAAGAAGCAAGAACUUGCUGUGCAGCCCGAGUAGUUCUUUCGAUUGUUAUUGUUGCUUUUAAAAACAUUUGGACUACGCCACAAAUAACGCGGAUCGCGUCGAAAGUGGAGGAAAAGUGCUUCUGAAGUCGCAACAUGGAGCUACAAGGCCUUCAAGAGGCACUGAAAGUAGAAGUCCAAUGUCAUCAGAAGCUCGCCGUCAGAAGUUGUCCUGUGGGGACGGCCGCCAAACCCCUCGCCCUCAUCAAGCCGCCCAGCCAGAGCAUCGCCAUCUCUGUGGUGCCGGCCAAGACUCCCGUUUCCAUGGUGACGGCACACAUUAAUGGACAAAAGACGCUGAGUUCUGAGACGCUCCAGACGUCCCCCAUCAACCUCCAAACGCCCGUCGGACAAAACAUCAGCCGCUCACAGAUGUUGGGAGCCCUCACUGCGAUUCCCAUCAAGGUGCCUCACGUGAGCUGUCUUCAGAGGCUGGCGGGACACUCGCCCAGCGUGCUACCUCAGGUUAGGCCAAAGACUCUUAUUCCAGACAGCCUUCCCCACAGUCCAUGUCGAGAGCAGCAGUCGGGCCAGACGCUGGCCGUGUCGCAGGGCAUGGCUGUGAUCAGCCCAAAGAGCCAGGGCGCAUCUCUGCCAACUGCCAACAGCACCUUCCGCAAUGAGAGAUUGUCCAACAGGCAGGAUGAGAGUUCAUCGACGCCACCGGCCGUGUCCGGCGUCUCCACGGCCAACCCCGGAGUGGCGUAUGCCAUCAUCUCUGCGGCAUCGCCCGGGAUUCAAGGCGUGUCGGGGGUCACAGAGGCCAUCAAGGUGCAGCCUAUGAUCUUCAGCCCGGACAGCAAGGUUAUAAUCAUCCAGCCACAGAUCCCCAGCAGCUCUCCAGCCUCACAGACGGACAGUGCCGUACGUGAACCUAGCCCCGAUCCCUUAACCCCAGCCAAAAAGACAGAAGAGGAUCCAGAGAAACUUAACUUCAUGGUGUCAUUAGGUCUGGUGACGACAGAACAUCUGGAGGAGAUUCAGAGUAAAAGACAGGAGAGGAAACGACGCAGUACAGCGAACCCAGCGUACAGCGGCAUGUUCGAACCCGAGCGCAAACGGCUCGCCUCGCAUUACCUGAACGGCGCAAUGUUUCUGUCGGCAAAAGACUCUGAGGAACUGGGUUGGAAGGAGGAGCUGCAGCAUGAUGAUCACUGCGCGGUGUGUAAAGAAGACGGAGAUCUUCAGCCGUGUCACACCUGCACCCGAGCGUACCACCCCGACUGCCUGCACCCCCCUCUCAAAACUGCCAGCAGGGCCAUGUGGAUGUGCCCCAAGUGCCAAAAGAAAGUUUUGAACAAAGAAAACUUGACGUGGCCACAGAACUUCAUCCAGUCGUAUGUGACGCAUAAAACAGUGAGAGAGGAGGAGAGGAGGAAGCUCAUGAGAAGAAACGGUGAACUGAAGAAAGAGUGUGAACAUCUGAGCGAACAGGACCAAAGACUCGGCAACUCUCUGUCGAAAUGCAUGGAGCUGAAGGAGUGUCUCCUGAGUCAACAGCGGGACACGCAGGCCUCUCUGGAGCGCCUCAAGACUUUAAUACGCCUCAUCCAGCGUGACCAGAUGAUUCAAUUCACUAUGACGGCCACCACCACCACGGGAGCGUCGCUGCUCUCCCUGCCCUGGAUCAAAGCCACGGGCAGCAGCACCACCACCACGCCGCCAUCUGUAGGCCCCGCCGCGGUACUGCACAAAAACCUGCUGCAACCGCAAGACAACAACUGACCCCAGAUCACCAAACACAUUCAUACUGAGACACGGACGGUGACGUCUAACAAACGUGUUGUCUUUUGGUAAUGCGGAGGGGCGGGAAUGCAAAAGAAGAAGUUAUAAUCGAUUCAUAAGUAUUUUUUAAAGCCAAACACACACACAGUGCUCACAAGAUUUUUUUUACGCACUGUUUUUUUAAUUUGUUAUUUUUCUCGGCCUUACUGUAUUUACGACUAGAUUAAAAUGCCGUCGCAGAUAUAUGAAAUGAGUAUUCUACAUAGCUAGAGGCGUUUUUUUAUGCUUUGCGUUUUUUACGGGGGGGUUCGGUGUUGGUGGGGGGGUCUGUGGGUGGGGGGUUACGGUAGUUGUGGUUGUCUUGGCAAGCGACGUAUGAAACCGAGAGCACUGUACAUUGAUAUAUUUGAAUAGAUGGUUAGCAUUUUCAGCGAACAGCGGUUGCCAUAAUAAUUCAGGUUAAAGAGAGAUGGGGGCGAGUACGGACGAGCAGACGAACACGAAAGACAAAUAAACAACAACAAACUUUUUCAGUAUUAAUAGAGUUGAAAGAACAAAGUAUUUAAGAUAACAACAGAAUUUAGCCUUUUUAGGGGAGAUUUGAGUAUUUUCAUGCGGAUGCCUGGGAAUCAUUUCAGACGAGUAUUGGCGGGAGGGAUCGUCGUUGUACAUAUAUUUAUUUUAUUUUGGCUGUCCCAACAAAAAGAGCAAAAGGCCAUUUCAGUUCUUUGAGUGCCUGAUCCCAUUAUCCAAAAAAGUUGAUUUUGUUUGCCCAGUUUAUAAGAUAUGCCAAAAACCAGGAGCGGUUUUGUACCGUGGACGUUUCAUUUCAUCUCGCUUUCGUCAGUUUCUAUUUUCACGUGUUGUUUGUUUUCUUUUUAUUAUCCUUCAUCACGUCAUGGACAUCAACCGCAAUUGCAUUAUUAUUAUUUCUAUUUUUUUUUUUUUUGAAGUAAACACUGCCUGAUGAAUAUCAUGAAGUCAUAUCAAAAUAGCCUAGAAAAAUCCUUGAAAGGGUACUUUGGAGAUUUGAAUGGUUUGUCUUCCGCUGCGUUUAAGUUCAAAUGUUUGUUUAUUGAAACCACGAUCCCUGACGGAGUUACAAACAAACAAUUGCAACGGCACGGUCAUUCUUAGUCAAUGAGAUUUCAUUAAAAUAUUUAAAGAAACAAAUAACAUCAUUAUCUGUUUAUAUCUUUAAGGGCUAACAAACUUCGAUCAAACCACAUCUGGAUUAAAUAACGAGUCUUCUUCCGAUCGAAAAGAAACAUCUCCUGAAAUCUUUUGGGUUAAAUGUCAGUUGAAGUCUGUGUAUAUAAUCUAAGAAAAUACAAUAAAAUAUAUUUUCACUGUAAUACAAUGCUACAUAAUACAACAUGCCAGAAACGAUUGAAUGCAUUUGAUCAUAAACAUCUUACUAAAAAGUGAUUAUUAUGUUUGUCAUAUGCAAGGACACAACGGCGUUCAGACUUUAAUAAGCGCGACUUUAGUUUCUAAAUACUUGUUGUAUGUGAAAAGACGUUCUGUUAUGAGGCGUUAUAAACAGGCCGAUCCCUACAAUGCGUUAUAUAAACAGACUUCAUUAAAUGUGCUGUUGUUUUACGUAUAGAUUUUUUUACAAAAGCCCACAGAAUGUCUCCUUCAGGUCCUGUAUUAUCAGAAAACGAUUGUAACUGAGUGCAUAUCAUGUGUCAGACUGUUUUGUCACCUGCUAAAUAUUGAACAAAAUCAGAUGUGCCACUGCAAAAAAAGAAAAACACGACAUCACGGCCUCGUUUUCCAGUAAAAUGUGUCAACAAAAUAAACCUACUUAAGUACUUAAAUGUACAAAACAUUAAUAUUUAAUAAGUAUAUUUUUCUUUAUUUAAUAUUUAAUAAGAAUAUUUGUGUUUAAUUUAUAUUUAAUAAGAAUAUUUGUGUUUAUUUUCAUAUUAUCUCAAGUAAAUGAUGUAUUCUUUUAUAAUUUGUGUUUAUUUUUUCUGUAUUUAUAUUUGAUUUCUAGCUAGAAAACAAGACACGAGGCAGGCAAACAUGACAGCUCCUCAUUAUCAGUUUCGUAAAGAAAUCUGCAUAUCAUUUUCAUUCACACGCUGACACUCACGUUCCAGAAAUCCUCUCCGGGAGAAACUGUGCUGUGCUUCUACAGAUCUAUUUUACUACACUCGACACUUGGUUGAACAAAAACAAAUCUAUUCUUUUAUCAAUGAACAAAUGAGGGAAGACACAGUGUUUUUUUUUUUAUUAUUUGCUAAUUAUGCAUUUUGACUUACGAUAUGUGGUGUGUACGUUUGCGACGUAAGAGCAGACGGCAAGACGAAGGAUUUAAGACCGAGAUGUCUUCAUGACGUCAUGGGGCCGUGUUUGCCUUGUUCGCUCUGAAGGGGACUGUCCAGUGGAUAGUACGUAUAGAAAAGUGUGUGUCUUAUAUAUGCCAAUGUAGUUUUUACAUCAUCUUAUGAUCUAUUCAAGUCGAGUGAUGGACGUUGAUCAAUUGUAAAGAGUCUCACCUUUUUGUGCCCAUUGAAAACUUGAUUCAUAAUAAACAAGGAGAAAUCCUGGAAAAUGA
Triplophysa dalaica is the source of this 4913-nucleotide messenger RNA. It is a transcript of the gene phf21b, whose product is annotated as PHD finger protein 21B. Bases 719 to 2347 code for a protein of 542 amino acids. The record is from RefSeq and is a predicted model, not a curated record. NCBI's taxonomy places the organism in Eukaryota, Metazoa, Chordata, Actinopteri, Cypriniformes, Nemacheilidae. The transcript is spliced from 13 exons.